Messenger RNA from Ramularia collo-cygni, 780 nucleotides. RefSeq lists its product as uncharacterized. Lineage: Eukaryota; Fungi; Ascomycota; Dothideomycetes; Mycosphaerellales; Mycosphaerellaceae. The coding region runs from base 1 to 780 and encodes 259 amino acids. The transcript is spliced from 2 exons. The record is from RefSeq and is a predicted model, not a curated record.
AUGCCCUCGGCAUCCGAACACCACGACAUCCGCAUCGUCUCCGUAGACGUCAUCCCCCCGAUGGGAUAUCCUUUUCUCAGCAUUAAGGAACCCGCCACCAAAGUCCAAUUUGCUAGGGAAAGAACUCUUGCGUGCGGGAAACCUUUGUAUGAAGUUUGGGACUUCCGAAAGCGCAGACUGCUAGGCUAUAAUAUCCCCACGAGUGUCUUUCAAGAAACCAGAAAACAUCACGAUUGGCCUGUGGAUCUUAAGGAUUGGACUGCUUUGCCGUGCGAGACAAGACAUGAGUUUUUCAAGACGCAACAGUUGGUCACGGAUCUGUUCCCCGGAUUACCGAUCGCUUCGAGUAAAAGCAUCACCGAGAAAUUGAUUCAGCAGAGUUAUCGGGGAUAUGUCAGUAAUGAAGAUAUUGAAGAAGAGGUUGUGAAGCAUGCGAAGUAUUGCUGGACCGCGUUUCUGCCUCGCAUGGAGCAUAAGAGGAGAGAGGGCAAGAUGAGUGUGUGGGAGGAAGAGACGGUGGAUGUCUCUGUGAGAUCAAGAAUCAGAAGUGUGCUUGGAGAAUGGAUGAUGCAGGAUAACAGUACGAAGAAGGAGAAUUUUUUUGGGCGGCAUGGGUUGUUGGAAGUUGUGAGGAAAAGGGAUUCACUUGGUGCCGAAGUGGAAUAUGAAGGCGCUAAGACGUAUGGAGGGAAGUUGGUGUGGAUGAAUGAUGGCAGUAUGAGUAUUGUUGGUGCUGAGACGGUGGCGGCUGGACAGAAACCUACGAGGAGAUUUCUGUAG